AUAGCAUCCCAUCUACUAACAAUCUACUAUGAGCGAUAUCUCAUGUUUGCUACUACACAAUAUUUCAAAUUGAAUAUUGAAGCAUCUGCUCAAUCCUAUAAUAUCGAUAAUUGUUUAUUCACAGUUGAUACUAUCAAAAUUGUUAUUAGGAUAUUACCAGCUAAAGAAGCUCCUAGAAUUGAUGAUCUACUUCAAGAAAUGUCACACCCCAUAUAA
Molecule: messenger RNA, 216 nt
Organism: Cokeromyces recurvatus
Lineage: Eukaryota; Fungi; Mucoromycota; Mucoromycetes; Mucorales; Mucoraceae
Exons: 1
Source: RefSeq, a predicted model, not a curated record